Molecule: messenger RNA, 921 nt
Organism: Phyllostomus hastatus (greater spear-nosed bat)
Lineage: Eukaryota; Metazoa; Chordata; Mammalia; Chiroptera; Phyllostomidae
Product: histone H1.8
Exons: 5
Coding region: 1-921 (306 amino acids)
Biological process (GO): nucleosome assembly
Cellular component (GO): nucleosome
Molecular function (GO): DNA binding
Source: RefSeq, a predicted model, not a curated record
AUGGCUCCCGGGAGCGUGGCCUCCAGCGACUCCUUGACCUCCUCAGCCUCCCUAACCUCCACAAGCUCCACAUCCGGGUGGUCUGGGAUUGGAAAGCCAGGCCCGAGCUCUAGCAUUGUGAGAGUGCCGCGCCGCCACCCACCUGUGCUGCGUAUGGUCCUGGAAGCACUGCAGGCAGGGGAGCAGCGCCGGGGCACCUCGGUGGUGGCCAUCAAGGUUUACAUCCUGCAGAAGUACCCUACAGUAGAUGCCAUCCGGCUCAAGUACCUGCUGAAGCGGGCCCUGAACACUGGCAUGCAACGUGGCCUCCUCGCCAGGCCCACCAACUCCAAGGCCAAGGGGGCCACUGGCAGCUUCAAAUUAGUUCCCAAGCCCAGAAAAAAAGUCAAGCCCAGGAAGAAGUCUACCAUGUCAGCCCCCAGGAGACCUGCCGAGGCCAAGGAGGAGGCCCCCAAGAAAGGUGGCCAGACCAAGGACGGAGAGGCAAGAGUGGGAAAGGCCAGGAAGGUCCCCCAAGAGCCAGACAAGGCCACGAAGGGCCCUCGUGGUCCCAUCAGGCCCCGUGGGAAGUCAAAGGUUAAAGGCAGAAAGAACAGCCCAGCAGACGACAAGGCCCACAGGAAAACCAAAGCUGGAACUCAGAGUUCAAAAGCCACGGUCGCCAAGGGCGAGAACGGUGCGGUUUUCCCAGCCAAAAAGAUGACUGGGAGCACAGUCCCUAAAGAGGCCGCUGCCCAGGGGGCCGGGCAACGGCCAAAAGCCAAGGGUGCUGCUGCUCCUCCUAAGGACGGUGUGUCCAAGACGGUAACUGCACCACCAGCCAGAAAGACAGAAGUCCCCAAGGGCCCAGGAAGACCUGGUGUGCCCGCCAAGGCCUUGUCAUCCAAUGGGACCAGUAAGAAGAUAGAAGCUAAGAGCUAG